AUGGGAGGAUGCUUCGCCAAGCCCAAGCCAGUUGAAGUGAAAAUUGAAGUUGUGAUCCCUGAGAAGGAGAGGAGCAAGGAGGAGAUGUCACCCAACGGGAGAGCCAGCCCCCUCAUCUACAAAGUCAACGGGACCGCCCGGCACUAUCACCUGGAGGAGCAUCCCAUUGCCAGCAACCCCUACCACAACCCCAAGGACGUGGUGGAGGCGUCUGUGUGCCACGUGAAGGACCUGGAGAACGGACAGAUGCGGGAGGUGGACCUGGGCUGUGGGAAGGCUCUGCUCAUCAAGGAGGGGGGUGAGUUCCACGCCGUGGGACACAAGUGUCCCCACUAUGGGGCUCCGCUGGUCAAAGGGGUUCUGUCCAGAGGGAGAGUCCGCUGCCCCUGGCACGGGGCGUGCUUCAGCAUCAGCACAGGUGACAUCGAGGACUUCCCUGGCUUGGACAGCUUGCCCAGGUUCCAGGUGAAGAUUGAGAAGGAGAAGGUGUACAUCCGAGCGAGCAAGCAGGCUCUUCAGACACAGAGGAGGACAAAGAUGAUGGCAAAGUGCAUCUCCUUGAGCAACUAUAACCUGAGCAAUACCAACGUGCUGAUCAUCGGUGCAGGGGCAGCUGGACUGGUCUGUGCAGAGACCCUGCGCCAGGAGGGCUUCUCAGACAGGAUUGUCAUGUGCACCAUGGACAGACACCUGCCCUACGACAGGCCCAAGCUCAGUAAGUCGAUGGACUCCCACCCAGAGCAGAUCGCCCUGCGCCCCAAGGAGUUCUUCCGCACCCACGACAUUGAGCUCCUGACCGAAACCCAGGUGGCAGCUGUGGAUAUCAAGAACAAGACAGCCGUGUUCAAGGAUGGGUUCAAGAUGGAAUACAACAAGCUGCUGAUAGCGACUGGAAGCACACCCAAGGCUCUCAGCUGCAAAGGCAAGGAGGUGGAAAACGUUUUCAACAUCCGGACGCCCGAAGAUGCCAACCGGGUGGUGAAGCUGGCCACGAGCAAGAACGUGGUCAUCGUGGGGGCAUCCUUCCUGGGGAUGGAGGUGGCUGCCUACCUGUCGGAGAGGGCCCACUCGGUGUCCCUGGUGGAGCUGGAGGAAGUGCCCUUCAAGAAGUCCUUUGGGGAGAGGGUUGGCCGCGCUGUGAUGAAGAUGUUUGAGACCAACAGGGUGAAGUUCUACAUGCAGACAGAGGUGUCGGAGCUGCGGGAGCAGGAGGGCAAGCUGAAGGAGGUGGUGCUGAAGAGUGGGAAGGUUCUGCGUGCCGACGUCUGUGUCCUGGGCGUGG
This is a messenger RNA of Merops nubicus (carmine bee-eater), 1282 nucleotides long. It is a transcript of the gene AIFM3, whose product is annotated as apoptosis-inducing factor, mitochondrion-associated, 3. The transcript has 13 exons. NCBI's taxonomy places the organism in Eukaryota, Metazoa, Chordata, Aves, Coraciiformes, Meropidae. The annotation marks the transcript as partial. Gene Ontology annotation, cellular component: cytoplasm; mitochondrion. Gene Ontology annotation, biological process: execution phase of apoptosis. The record is from RefSeq and is a predicted model, not a curated record. Gene Ontology annotation, molecular function: oxidoreductase activity, acting on NAD(P)H; 2 iron, 2 sulfur cluster binding.